This is a messenger RNA of Peromyscus leucopus (white-footed mouse), 2332 nucleotides long. Its product is annotated as zinc finger protein 709-like. Lineage: Eukaryota; Metazoa; Chordata; Mammalia; Rodentia; Cricetidae. The record is from RefSeq and is a predicted model, not a curated record. Gene Ontology annotation, biological process: regulation of transcription by RNA polymerase II. The coding region runs from base 287 to 1849 and encodes 520 amino acids. The transcript has 4 exons. Gene Ontology annotation, molecular function: RNA polymerase II cis-regulatory region sequence-specific DNA binding; DNA-binding transcription factor activity, RNA polymerase II-specific.
UUCAGGCCUGGCUUGGAAGCUCGGCCUAGGAGGGCGGGGCUGUGGCUGUCAUUUGAGUGCUACGCCUCCGCUUUUGGAAGCUGGUGUCACUCAGGUCUUGCUAGCCAAUCAGGGCCUGGGAUCGCUGCGUCUAAUCAGGAGCGCCGACGGGCGGCGAGAGGCGGGCUCUUUCUGGCCGCCAUACUGUGGGCUAGGCGCCGCAUCCGAGGGAGGUGCGGUGUGCUGCCGUGUGAGCACCGCCGCCGGGAGCUGUGAGGGGACCGUGGGCGACUCCGGAAGCCGCGCCAUGGAUCUGGUGAGCUUUGAGGACGUGGCUGUGCACUUCACCCAGGAAGAGUGGGCUUUGCUGGAUCCUUCCCAGAAGAGUCUGUACAGAGAUGUGAUGCAGGAGACCUGCAGGAACCUGGCUGCGAUAGGAUAUAUAUGGGAAGAACAGAAUAUUGAAGAUGAUUGCAAAAAUUUUGGAAGAUAUCAAAGGCACAUCAUAUCUCACUCUGAAUACACUCCAUAUGAGCAUGAGGAAUAUGGAAACAAGCCAUAUGAUUCCAGUUCUCUCACAAGUAUUCAAGGAUACAUGGGUGCUCACACUGUGAAUGGACCUUGUGAAUGUGAGGUAUGUUUAAAAUCCUUUGGUUUUCCAAGUACCUUUGGAAUGUAUCACCAAACUCACAGUGGAGAAAACUUCUAUGACUACAAGGAAUGUGCAAAGGCUUCUGUUUAUCAUAGUUCACUUUACACACAUGGAGGAACUCACACUGUAAGAAAAUGUUAUGAAUGUAACCAGUGUGGUAAAGUUCUGAGUUCUUCCAGUUCCCUUCAAAGGCAUGAGAGAAUUCACACGGGAGAAAGACCCUAUAAAUGUAACCAGUGUGGUAAAGCUCUGAGUUCUUCCACGUCACUUCAAAGACAUGAGAGAAUUCACACAGGAGAAAGACCCUAUAAAUGUAACCAGUGUGGGAAAGCCUUUAGAUGCCACAGUGCCCUUCAAUUACAUGAAAGAAUUCAUACUGGUGAAAAACCCUAUGAGUGUCAACAGUGUGGGAAAGCCUUUACAUGUCACAGUUACCUUCGAUUACAUGAAAGGACUCAUACCGGAGAGAAACCCUAUGAAUGUAAGCAGUGUGGGAAAGCCUUCAGAUGUCAAACUUCCUAUCAUAGACAUAAAAUUAUUCAUGGUGGAGAAACAUUCUAUGAAUGUAAACAAUGUAGUAGGCUCUUCAUUUACCCCUCUUUACUUCAAAUGCAUGAAAGAACUCACACUAGUGAAAGACCGUAUAAAUGUAAACAGUGUGGUAAAUCAUUCCUUUACCCCUCUUUACUUCAAAUGCAUGAAAGAACUCACACUGGUGAAAAGCCCUACGAAUGUAAGCAGUGUGGUACAGCGUUUAGACAUCACUCUUCCCUUCGACUGCAUGAAAGAACUCAUACAGGAGAAAAGCCCUAUGAAUGUCAACAGUGUGGGAAAGCCUUUACUCGUCACACUUCCCUUCGAUUACAUGAAAUAACUCAUACUGGAGAGAAACCUUAUAAAUGUAAAGAAUGUGGUAAAGCCUUUAGACAUCACUCUUCCCUUCGAUUGCAUGGAAGAAUUCAUAGUGGAGAGAAACCCUAUGAAUGCAAACAAUGUGACAAAGCCUUUAUACGUUACAGUUACCUCCGAUUACAUGAAAGAACACACACAGGAGAAAAACCUUAUGAAUGCAAACAAUGUGGGAAAGCCUUCAGCCGUCACAGUUCCUUUCAGAGACAUAAAUCUAUUCAUGCUGUAGAAAACCCCUAUGAAUGUCAGCAGUAUCUAAUUCCUUUAUCCCUGUUUCCUCCAAAUACAUCAGACAACUCAUACUGGUGAAAAGCACUAUGAAUGUGAGCAGUGUGUUGAAGUGUUUAUCCUUAUCCACUUAAAAUACAUGUAAGAACUGAGAUGUCACGUGAUAAGCCUUAUCCACAUAAAUGAUAUGGUUUAGACUUCGAAUGCAUGAAGAAAUUCAUGCUGGGCACAGUUUCUACAAAUGUAAGCAAUGUGUAGUAAGUCCUUUUGCUGGCCACUCUUCUUUCACAGAAAUAAUUCAUGCUGUGGAAAUGCCUUAUGAAUGGAAACAAUAUGCUCAGUCUUUUAUCCCUUUUUGCUUCAAACACAUGAAAGAACUUAGAGUAAAACGCUGUGAAUGUCAGCAGUGUGCUGGAGACUUCAGGAGAUGCAGGUCCCUUUGGUAACAUGAAAGACAUCUUACUGGAGGAAAAAAAACCAUGAUAUUUAGAUGUCAUUGCUCCCAUAAAUUCCAUGAGUGAACUACUGGAAACAAUUCUGUGAGUGGAAACAAAGCUGUGACAC